AUGGACGACACGGAGUUCGAUAAGCUUAUGGAUCAGGGCAAAAACUUGGGUUUUGAAGGCAAGGAGUUGUAUGAUUUCGUGGACAGAGAACGCAAUAGGCGUAGGGAGGAGCGCGAUGCUGAACGCGCAUAUUUCAGACAACAGGCGGAAUUCGAGAUGGAGCAGGAAAGGGAAAGAUCUCGGCUUCGAAUUCAGGAAGAGAGGGAGCUUUUGAUGGUGCGGCAGCAGCCCACUCCGCAGUCAGGUCAGACCACAGCCUCAGAAACGGCAGGUCGCAUGCAACACCUUAGCCCGCACAAGCUAAUGCCGCGGUUUAACGAGGAACGGGACGACCUUGACGCUUAUCUGCGAAGGUUCGAACAUGUGGCACAAAGCCAAAGGUGGCCGCGCGAAGACUGGGCUACAGCUUUAAGCCUCUGCCUGAGUGGUGAGGCGUUGAAUGUCUUCAGCCGAAUGUCGGCGUCGGAAUGCACGGACUAUGACAAGCUGAAAAAAGCGCUAAUGACCCGUUUCCGCCUUACCGAGGAGGGUUUUCGUGAUAAGUUCCGAAAGGCCACACCAAAUAACAACGAGACCUGCUCGCAGUUUCUCACUCGCCUGCGCAACUUCCUCGAGCGAUGGGUCGAAUUAUCCGGUGCUGGCAAUAGAUACGAUGCGCUCUUCGAGCUAGUUCUAAAAGAACAAUUUCUUAGCACUUGCGCAACCGCUUUGGAGCUCUUUCUGAGGGAAAACACAGACGCUUCAUUGACGGAGAUGGUACGAAGAGCCGAACAAUACACCGAGGCCCAUGGUUGGCGUAACUUCUCGAGGGGUGCAGCUGCGGGGGAACGGCCGAAAACGCCAGCUAUCCGAACUGGCCAGAGCGGAAACUACCAGCCGCCGGCCGGAGCUAAAAGGCAACCGGAGAAACAUUGUUUCUUGUGCGCACGCACGGGACAUAACGCCGAAAGUUGCAGGCUUUCGAACGGUGGCAAGGGCGAUCAAAGAAAACCGUGCCAAAUAUGCGGAAAGCUAGGCCACCCUGCCUGGAAGUGCUGGAAGAAGGGAACACAUAAUGACAGCGUGCCAGCUAAGGAGUCGGCGGCGGCGUGCAUUGAUGAUGGCUUUUUGGAAUUGAGGAACGGCGAGAAGGUACCCGUCGUCAGUGCAGGUAUCACGGAAAAGUACACGGACGUUGCUGAGCGGCUUCCUGUGCUCACCGGCUUGGUAGGAGGCCAAGAAGUUCGCGUCCUCAGGGACACAGGCUGCAACACAGUCGUUGUCAAAACGAGCCUGGUCAACGACGACGAUUUUAUUGGAACAAGCGCACCUGUCUACCUCCUAGACCGCUCUGUGAGGAUGCUGCGCGAAGCGUGGGUAGACGUAGAUACCCCAUAUUAUACAGGUCGACUUAAGGCAAAAUGCCUUGACAACCCAAUCUACGACCUCAUUCUGGGUAACGUAGAAGGCGUACGAACGGCCGACGAUCCAGAUGUACACUGGAGGCUCCCGAAAGCGCAAGAGGCUGUGAGCAAGACGGCCGGAUCCCAAGACGCGAGAGUCGAAGUUCAGGAGCCGCUGACGAGUGACACUACUGAAGAGAGGCCAAAGGGGCAAGAAAUACAUGAGGCCAACCCCGCUGUUACGCGCUCUCAAAGCGGCAGGCAAGCAACUCAGAAGAAGCUGCGAGUGCCUCAAAUUUCCCUGGGAAUUAGCCGGGAAGCACUGGUCGAGGAGCAGAAGAGCGACCCUACAUUACAGACAGGGUUCAAUCGCCUGAAUGUUGAGAAACGCAGCAAGAACGGUGACCGACACGUAUUCUUCACGCAGGAUGGGCUGCUUCAGAGAAGGUUCGUGUCAAAGUCGGGUGAAGAGUUCUCGCAAGUGGUCGUGCCAGAAAAGUUGCGUGUUUCAAUAAUGCAGCUGGCCCACGAUGGCGCCAUGGGAGGACACCAAGGGGCGAAGAAAACGCUCUCAAAGAUUCAUACCGAAUUCUUCUGGCCGGGGAUGCACGCCGACGUUAAGCGCUUCGUUGCGUCCUGUGAUAUCUGUCAACGCACUGCGCCCAAGGGGCACACCAGGAAAGUACCCCUGGUCAAGGUGCCCAUUAUUUCCACCCCUUUUGAAAAGGUAGCGAUUGACAUUGUCGGGCCCCUUUUUCCCAGGUCGACCCAGGGUAACAAAUAUAUACUCACGAUGGUCGACUAUGCCACUCGGUACCCGGAUGCCGUUGCACUCCCGAGCGUGGAAACCGAAAGGGUAGCCGAAGCGCUCGUGGAGAUGUUCUCGCGCGUCGGUGUGCCUCGCGAGGUGCUCAGUGACCGGGGUACCAAUUUCACCUCCGAAGUUAUGAAAGAAGUCAGCCGCCUGCUCUCGCUGAAGCAACUCCACACGACUCCGUACCAUCCUAUGGCGAACGGCCUGGUCGAGCGUUUCAACGGGACGCUCAAACAGAUGGUAAAACGCAUGUGCCAGGAGAAACCGAAGGACUGGGAUCGUUACCUCGCUCCGCUGUUAUUUGCCUACCGCGAGGUCCCACAAGAGAGCCUUGGAUUUUCUCCAUUCGAGCUGUUAUACGGACGGAGCGUUCGGGGGCCGCUGGCGGUUCUAAGGGAGUUGUGGACGGAUACGGCUCUUUCAGAGGAGUUAAAGACCACGUAUGAGUACGUGAUUUCCCUUCGGGAGAAGUUAGAGCACACUUGCCGACUGGCGCACGAAGAGUUGGAACGUGCCGGGGAGCGUUACGGCAAGUAUUACAACUUGAAGAGCCGAAAACGUUCGUUGAAACCUGGGGAGCAAGUACUGAUCUUACUGCCCACGGACAACAACAAGCUCCUAAUGCAGUGGAAGGGGCCCUUCAACGUUGUCAGCAGAAGGGGUGACGUCGACUACGAAGUCGAGAUUGGGGGCUCCAGCAAAAUCUUUCACAUAAAUAUGUUGAAGCGCUACCAGACACGCAGCCACGAGAUUGCUGGAGCUGGGGCCGUUGUCAACUGCGAAGACCCGGAGAGUGGGGACAUCGAGCUCCUACCGCCUCAUCAAGCUCAAUCUUUCCACGACGUGAAGAUAUCUGAUGACCUGUCGGUGCAGCAGAGAACAGAGGCCAUCCAGUUACUCCAAGAGCACCAGCAGAUCUUUUCGGACCUUCCGGGAAAAACAGAGCUGGCUGAAUGCAAGCUAGAACUGACCAGCGAACGCCCCGUACACGUCCGACAAUACCCAAUGCCAUUCGCACUAAGGGGUAUUAUAGAGGAGGAAGUAGCCGACAUGCUGAAGCUGGGCAUCGUGGAAAGAUCCGAGUCGCCUUUCAAUUCCCCGGUGAUCGCUGUGCGAAAGCCAGAUGGAACGCACAGACUGUGCAUUGACUUCCGGAGGCUUAAUGAAGUCUUGGUCGAUGAUGCCGAGCCCAUCCCUCGAUCCGAUGAGCUGCUUGCGACGGUGGGCACGAGGCGGUUUUUCUCAAAGUUGGAUUUUGCCAAGGGCUACUGGCAGGUGCCCCUUACGCCUGAGGCAAGACCCAAAACAGCGUUCGCUACCGAAUCGGGGCACUACCAGUUUCGCUAUAUGCCUUUCGGGAUAAAGACUGCACCGGCCGUUUUCACUAAGCUCAUGAGGCGCGUGCUCUCCAACGUCCCCGACGUGGCGUACUACUACGACGACGUGCUCAUCGCAAGCGCCACGUGGGGGGAGCACUGCCGAACCCUCAGGGAGGUGUUCUUGCGCAUCGGUGAAGCGGGACUGACGGUCAAACCGGCAAAGUGCGAAAUCGGCAUGCAUCAAAUAUCUUUUCUGGGGCAUCAGAUCGGCGCGGGAGAGCUGUCCCCGCUUUCCAAGACCUUGGACAAGAUUCAGAAAGCGCCCCGGCCGGCCACAAAGAGGCAGGUGCGAUCCUUCCUCGGACUGGCGGGAUACUACCGAGAGUUCAUCAGCGAUUAUGCGACACUGACAAGCCCCUUGUCCGACCUCACAAGGAAAGGACUCCCUAACAAUGUGAAUUGGGGUGCGGAUCAGGAGAACGCUUUCGCCCAGCUCAAGAAACGCCUGACGACCGCACCCAUACUGAAGCUUCCAGACUUCGAGCGGCAGUUUGUCCUACGGACCGACGCAUCGGAUAGGGGCAUCGGAGCGGUGCUCCUCCAAGAGCACGAUCAUGUGCUCCACCCCGUGGCCUACGCUAGCCGAAAGUUGCUUCCCCGAGAGGUUGCGUACUCGACUGUCGAAAAGGAGGCUCUUGCUCUCGUCUGGGGAAUAGAAAAGUUUCAAGUUUUCCUGUAUGGAAGACGGUUCCUUGUACAAACUGAUCAUGAGCCUUUGAAAUUCAUUCAGGGGGCGAAAUCGUCUAAUGGGCGAGUCCUCCGCUGGAGCCUUAAACUCCAACAAUACAGUUUCCGCGUACAACACAUAAAGGGCUCUGAGAAUGUAGGGGCAGAUUACAUGAGUCGAGUCGAUGAUGAAGAGGCUUGA
This is a messenger RNA of Rhipicephalus sanguineus (brown dog tick), 4443 nucleotides long. RefSeq lists its product as uncharacterized. Bases 1 to 4443 code for a protein of 1480 amino acids. Gene Ontology annotation, biological process: DNA integration. Gene Ontology annotation, molecular function: zinc ion binding; nucleic acid binding. Lineage: Eukaryota; Metazoa; Arthropoda; Arachnida; Ixodida; Ixodidae. The transcript has a single exon. The record is from RefSeq and is a predicted model, not a curated record.